Messenger RNA from Laccaria bicolor S238N-H82, 1755 nucleotides. RefSeq lists its product as uncharacterized. The transcript has 2 exons. Lineage: Eukaryota; Fungi; Basidiomycota; Agaricomycetes; Agaricales; Hydnangiaceae. The record is from RefSeq and is a predicted model, not a curated record. The coding region runs from base 1 to 1755 and encodes 584 amino acids.
AUGUCCACACUUGCAACAGUAGAGCCCACCAGCGCCAAGGCACCUGUCUUGACUGAAGGGGAUGUUUCCCCAGCUGUGAUGAUGGAUUUUGAAAAUGCGGCGCUCGACUUCUUCGUCUCGAAGUCCAUUCCUGCUGAGAAACAGGUCACAAUGAUAAUCCCGGGUAUCAAAGACCUCAGGAUUCAGGAUUGGAUUGCCGCUGAACGCACGCGACUUGUCACGCUCGAGUUCCCUGCCUUCAUGUCUGAAAUGCGGGCUAACUACUUGCAUCAGGAUUGGGAGGAUCAGAUCAGGAAUAAGAUCCUUACCUCUACUCUCACGUCGUCAAAGACUUCCUUCUGGAAUUGGUCCCAACAGCUCCUCAAGUUGAACUGCCUCCUUCGGGGAACCACCUCAUUCUUCGACGACACCGCUCUCCGUAAUCACCUUGAGGCCCACCUAGACGACGAGCUACGUGCGCGUCUCAAAAACAGUGAGGCGCGCAAGGAGAAGGCACUCAAACCGUGGAUCAACUCUGUCCGCAUCAUCGACGAGGCUCGAGCAGUCGAAAACAAAAGAGCUCGUGAACUCAUUGAAGAGACUAUCGACCGCCAGGCGAAACAUCAGAACACGAAGACUGAUGUCUUGCGUGGUUCGUCCCGUCGGGCAAACACGUCCCAAUCAAACUCGACGUCUGCCAACUCUUCCAGCUCUUCGUUCGUCAAGCUUCCCCCUCUCACCGACGAUGAACGAGCACUCCUGAAUGAACACGAUGGCUGCACCAAAUGUUGUCGUUUCUACUGUGAUCAUCAUUCUCAAUCAUGCCCUGAUGGUUUCCCCUCUGGCAAGAACUACAAAACACUUACCGUCGCAUUCGCGCUAGCUGCCAAGAAGGCUAAGGCGGUAGCUAAGCAUACCGCCAAACCCGUUGCCGCCACCGCCGCCUCGAUCGAGGAGGUCGACUCUGACGAUGACCUGUCUGCCACAGUGGCAGUUCUCCCAAACUCGCCUGGCAAUUACGCGUCGGACUCUGAUGAGGACUGGGAUGUGUCGCACCGUGAUGUGAGUAACACGUCUAUCCGAAGCAAACAUUUAAUCUGGAAUUGUCAAAUCAACAGUCUGACGAAUGACUUUCCAGUGAAAACGCGCGCUCUCAUUGACAACGGUGCACACCUAGUGCUCAUCCGCCCUGAACUCGUCGAACGCCUGGGACUGAAGCAGUAUAAAUUGAACAAACCGGAAUUAGUCGACGUCGCCUUUAGCAAUGGAAAGAAGAAGAAAACCGAACUGUAUUUUUAUGUUAAACUCGCACUCUCAUCAUUGGACUCUGCAUGGACUUCUCAUGUCGUAAAAGCUCUUGUUACACCUGGACUCUGUUUGCCAAUUAUUCUGGGCCUCCCUUGGCUCGAACGGAAUUUUAUUGUUACGGAUCACGCUGCACGGACAUGUAUAGAUAAAAGGAAUUCAUAUGACUUGUUGAACCCCCCUGACAUCGUACCGCCGCCGCCUCCCAAACCUCGUCUGCAACACGUCAAAGACUUUGACGUCGCCGGUGCUGUCCGUGAUCGUAUCGAUGUUCUUGUUGCACAGGAACAACUGGCAACACGUGAAACUGCUUUGAAAACAGAAUACAAGGAGAUUUUCGAACCUAUUCCUCACGCCGACGAAUUACCUCGAGAUAUUGUCGCUGAAAUUCAAAUCAAGAAUGCUGAAAAGACUAUUAAAUCACGCUCGUAUCCGUCACCGCGGAAAUACAAACAAGCCUGGCAGAUUUAA